UCAAUAACAUCUACUCUCCGUCUCUCAUAUGUUAUAUUCGAAUUUCCAUGCACAGAUAGUUCCCAAAGCAAAAAGGGGAAAGAGAGAGAGAUAAGAUGGGGUACAGUUCAUUCUUAAGAAGCCCGAAGAAAGAAGAACAAGAGGUGCCAGACAGUACUGUUCUCACAAAAUUAGCUGCUUAUGCCGAUGAAGAACUCCAUAUUAUGGACGGGCUGGAGGGCAUCUGGGGCAUUGAAGAUGACGAAAAGUUACCACAGGACAGCAAGAAGUAUGGUCAACUCAACUGGGAUUUCAUGGAUUGGGAAGAAUUUCCAAACGGAGAGGGGGAAGAGCAAGAGCAGAAGGUGCUGGAGGAGAGCACAGACCGAUGCUUUUUUGAAGAAGAAAGCUACUACAGCAGCAAGGUUGUAGUAAAGAAAGAAAACGUUGGGUUUUGGGAUGAUGAUGAUGAGAAGAGGCCGGCAUCAUUGAACUUGAACUUGAAUUAUGAACAAGUCUUGGAUGCAUGGUCCAACCGGGGCUCUCCUUGGGCCGAUGGCGAUGGCUAUGGCUAUUCUCUUUCUAUGGCGAGCAAUGGCUAUUAUAUGGGAGAGGUGCCAGUGAUGGAAGAAGAGAGAACGAGAAGGGAAGCAAGAGUUCUAAGGUACAAAGAGAAGCGCCAGACUCGAUUGUUCUCCAAGAAGAUAAGAUACCAAGUUCGAAAACUCAAUGCAGAUAAAAGACCUAGACUCAAGGGGCGAUUCGUGAAGAGAGUUUCUUGACAAGAGUCAAGAGACUCAAAUGUGGUAUAUAUAAAAUAUCUCGCAAAAUAUCUUUGUGUAUUUGUUGUUGCGUAUGCUUUGUGGUUAUCUCAAUGAAAAUAUCUCUUUUAUUCCA
This is a messenger RNA of Alnus glutinosa, 876 nucleotides long. Its product is annotated as zinc finger protein CONSTANS-LIKE 7. Gene Ontology annotation, cellular component: nucleus. Bases 96 to 761 code for a protein of 221 amino acids. Gene Ontology annotation, molecular function: protein binding. The record is from RefSeq and is a predicted model, not a curated record. NCBI's taxonomy places the organism in Eukaryota, Viridiplantae, Streptophyta, Magnoliopsida, Fagales, Betulaceae. Gene Ontology annotation, biological process: regulation of DNA-templated transcription. The transcript has 3 exons.